CACAUCAGACCAAAUAAGAUCGGAUAAACAAAAAUAUGGUGAAUUAAACUAUAGUUACUCGUGGCACUUUGUAGGAAAUAAAACUUCACAUGCAUUGAAAAUUCACGAAAAUUACUACUCCAUCCAACCAAAAAAACACAUCCUACUCCAAAGAAGUAAAGAUAAAAGUGUUCUUAACCUACUCCAUUUUGUUUCAACCAAAAAGCGCGUAGGUUAACACAUCCUCCUCUUAAAUAAACAACCUAACCCCAUCAUCAUUUUCUACUUCCUCAUUUCAAACCGAAACUUCAUCAAACCAAAUCUCAACUCACCCUUUUUUUUUUUUUUCAAACCCAUUCUUCCUCCAAUCAACCACUUCCCAUUAAUUAAUAAAAAAACAAACAAACCAAGAUUCAACCCUAUAACUCCAUUACCAUCAAAACCAAUCUCCAAAACCACAAAAUAAAAUAAAAUCAAAACACAAUGAUAGAAGAAGCAGCACGGGGUCCGCCGCACGGCAUUCUACUAGCAGUAGUAGUAAUACUGGUAGUUUCAGGACCCAUGUUAAUCGGUGAUUGGGAAGCCAUUACUGAAUCAAUCUCCGAGUUUAUAAGUCCCAUUGGACUUCUUUUACUACCAAUAAUACUUCUUCUUAUAAUCCAGUUUCUAUCUUCGGAUCGUGGUAACUUCUUCACUUCAAUCUUUACCGCUACUGGUGAACCCGACUCCAUUCACCGUGCUAGUGGCUCUCCUUUCGGUGUCGCUCUCGUUCUUGCCAUCGUUCUCUUUCUUGUUUACAAUCGUAUGUCGCUCUUCGGCGGUGACGAUGAUUCUGAUGAUUGACUAUUACAGUAGAUCUGAUGAAGAUGAGUUAAUUAAUUUUGGGUUGAAAAGUAGUGGGAUCUUUGGGUUAAUUUUGCUUUUUUUUUUUUUUUUUUGUUUCUUUUUGCUUUUGUUUUGUACUCAUUUUGUCGUGAGUUAAUCAACUAUUUAAUUGCUUUUAAUUAUUUCGAUUGUGCAUAGAUAAAUUAUGUAAGUGUAAUAGUGAGUUAGUGAUAGUUUACUAGUAAAAGAUGUUUGUUAUUGUAUUUAGUACGAGUAUGAAAUUGGAAAAUUAAUCAUACGCGUUUGGAAAA
This is a messenger RNA of Chenopodium quinoa (quinoa), 1115 nucleotides long. RefSeq lists its product as uncharacterized. The transcript has a single exon. The record is from RefSeq and is a predicted model, not a curated record. Bases 463 to 822 code for a protein of 119 amino acids. Lineage: Eukaryota; Viridiplantae; Streptophyta; Magnoliopsida; Caryophyllales; Amaranthaceae.